Molecule: messenger RNA, 1254 nt
Organism: Aureobasidium uvarum
Lineage: Eukaryota; Fungi; Ascomycota; Dothideomycetes; Dothideales; Saccotheciaceae
Source: the annotation of a GenBank genome assembly
AACCUGAACAACAUGGCGUUCACAACAGAACUCCGACCAAUGUCUCCCAACUCUGCCAUAAGUUCUCCGCCAACACCUCACAUCGCGUCUGGAACACAAACACCCGUUGGCCAACGCAUGGUCGCAGCGAAGAAAGCCGACGGCUACAGAUUGUUCUCAGAUUUCAUCUCCUCGGACCCAUUACGGUCUACGACCAUCUUUCGGCGCUUCGACCGUCUAGCUAUGCGCAACCUACUCUAUCUGGAGAGCGAGCUGGCAGCGUUGGAAAGCGAGGUGGAAAGAUUAGACUUGGACCUGAUCCCCGAGACGAUGAUCAACCAUCUAGGAGACUGGACUAUACUCAAGGCUGAGGCUGAAUACGCAGAAGAAGAUACAACUGAGAAUGUAUCAGAGGAAGAGGCUAGGAAACAAGAGUUGAUGAUAGCAAGGAUGAAGUUAGUGAAGAAGAUUAGGGUCAAGGUGAAAGAGUAUCAUGAAGCACUGAAGUUGAUGAACGAGAUACUUGCUCUCGAAAGACCAGAGCAUGAUGAUAUUGAAACAAACGGCCGUAUAUUCGUCCAACCGGAUGAUGACGAUUUCGACCAUGAUCAUUGGCAAGACAAAGCCGAAUCGCAUGCUAUUAUACAAGGUGCAAUGUCAAUGCAUCUCUGCGGGGAAAACCGGAAAGACCUUUGCACUUUGGCGCCUCAAGUCGAACGAGAUCCCUUCACUCGUCUGGUCGAAAGCAAGCAUCAACUCCGCAACAUGAUUAAAGAUAAGACCACCGGUAUGACCAGUCUCUCCAAAUGGAAACGCCUGAACAAGGUCAUCACCUGGAUCAGCGUUUGUGUUGUGGUAGCGUGGCUCGUCGGUGCCAUCUUGGGCUUGUUUUUCUGGGAGUCAAAUACCGGCCGCCUCAUUCUGCUCAGUGUCAUGACUAUGGGCUUUGCAGUCUCGAUUCUCUGGCUGACCACUGCACGACGACAUGAUGUAUUUGCAUCUACGGCCGCAUACGCUGCCGUGCUUGUCGUCUUCAUUGGGAGCACGCUUCAAGGUAAUGGACCUCAGAGUGCUGCGAGUGCUACUUCGAGCAAGACACGAGUGACCAGAUAUCUUCAGCCCACUCGGACGUAUCUAGCGUCUGGCUUUGAGGCAGAGCAUACUUCGAAUGGCACUUACGCUGUCACGCUGAUCGGUGGGAUGUUUAUUGUCGCUAGCAUAUUAAUUUGCGCGGUAUUGUUGCUUCAACUAAGGAAGAGACGCAUCAGACUAUAG